Lagenorhynchus albirostris (white-beaked dolphin) is the source of this 2095-nucleotide messenger RNA. It is a transcript of the gene ISL1, whose product is annotated as ISL LIM homeobox 1. Gene Ontology annotation, cellular component: nucleus. The transcript is spliced from 6 exons. Gene Ontology annotation, molecular function: cis-regulatory region sequence-specific DNA binding; DNA-binding transcription factor activity, RNA polymerase II-specific. Lineage: Eukaryota; Metazoa; Chordata; Mammalia; Artiodactyla; Delphinidae. Gene Ontology annotation, biological process: positive regulation of transcription by RNA polymerase II; neuron fate specification; axonogenesis. The record is from RefSeq and is a predicted model, not a curated record. Bases 1 to 1050 code for a protein of 349 amino acids.
AUGGGAGACAUGGGAGAUCCACCAAAAAAAAAACGUCUGAUUUCCCUAUGUGUUGGUUGCGGCAAUCAAAUUCACGAUCAGUAUAUUCUGAGGGUUUCUCCGGAUUUGGAAUGGCAUGCGGCGUGUUUGAAAUGUGCGGAGUGUAAUCAGUAUUUGGACGAGAGCUGUACGUGCUUUGUUAGAGAUGGGAAAACCUACUGUAAAAGAGAUUAUAUCAGGUUGUACGGGAUCAAAUGCGCCAAGUGCAGCAUCGGCUUCAGCAAGAACGACUUCGUGAUGCGCGCCCGCUCCAAGGUGUACCACAUCGAGUGUUUCCGCUGCGUGGCCUGCAGCCGCCAGCUCAUCCCCGGGGACGAGUUCGCGCUGCGGGAGGACGGGCUCUUCUGCCGCGCGGAUCACGACGUGGUGGAGAGGGCCAGCCUGGGCGCCGGCGACCCGCUCAGCCCCCUGCACCCGGCGCGGCCGCUGCAAAUGGCAGCCGAGCCCAUCUCCGCCCGGCAGCCGGCCCUGCGGCCCCACGUCCACAAGCAGCCAGAGAAGACCACCCGCGUGCGGACUGUGUUGAACGAGAAGCAGCUGCACACCUUGCGGACCUGCUACGCCGCCAACCCCCGGCCCGACGCGCUCAUGAAGGAGCAACUGGUGGAGAUGACCGGCCUCAGUCCCCGCGUGAUCCGGGUCUGGUUUCAGAACAAGCGGUGCAAGGACAAGAAGCGGAGCAUCAUGAUGAAGCAGCUCCAGCAGCAGCAACCCAAUGACAAAACUAAUAUCCAGGGGAUGACAGGAACUCCCAUGGUGGCUGCCAGUCCAGAGAGACACGACGGUGGCUUACAGGCAAACCCAGUGGAGGUGCAAAGUUACCAGCCGCCUUGGAAAGUACUGAGUGACUUCGCCUUGCAGAGUGACAUAGAUCAGCCGGCUUUUCAGCAACUGGUCAAUUUUUCAGAAGGAGGACCGGGCUCUAAUUCCACUGGCAGUGAAGUGGCGUCGAUGUCCUCUCAGCUCCCAGAUACACCUAACAGCAUGGUAGCCAGUCCAAUUGAGGCAUGAGGAACAUUCAUUCAGAUGUAUUUUUUUCCCUGUUGGAGAAAGUGGGAAAUUAUAAUGUUGAACUCCGAAACAAAAGUAUUUAACGACCCAGUCAAUAAAAACUGAAUCAAGAAAUGAAUGCUCCAUGAAACGCACGAAGUCUGUUUUAAUGACAAGGUGAUAUGGUAGCAACACUGUGAAGACAAUCAUGGGAUUUUACUAGAAUUAAAACAACAAACAAAACCCAAACCCAACAUAAUGCUAUCCAAUGACCUUAGGAGUACUGAAGAAAAAAAAAAGACGUUUUUAAAACGUAGAGGAUUUAUAUUCAAGGAUCUCAAAAAAAGCAUUUUCAUUUCACUGCACAUCUAGAGAAAAGCAGAAAUAGAGAUUUUCUAGUCCAUCUUAUUCUGAAUGGUGCUGUUUCUAUAUUGGUCAUUGCCUUGCCAAACAGGAGCUCCAGCAAAUGAGCAGAAAGAGAAACUGGCCUCUUUGGCUGAAAGAGUCCUUUCAGGAAGGUGGAGCUGCGUUGGUUUGCGAUGUUUUUAGUUGACUUGAACAAGGGGUUAAUUGAAAUCCUGGGUCUCUAGCAUGUCCUGUAGCUGAUUUCUUUUUUCCUUUUGCCCCUCCCCCUCUUUUUUUUUGAGAUCCAUCCUCUAUCAAGAAGUCUGAAGCGACUUUAAAGGUUUUUGAAUUCAGAUUUAAAAACCAACUUAUAAAGCAUUGCAACAAGGUUACCUCUAUUUUGCCACAAGCGUCUCGGGAUUGUGUUUGACUUGUGUCUGUCCAAGAACUUUUCCCCCAAAGAUGUGUAUAGUUAUUGGUUAAAAUGACUGUUUUCGCUCUCUCUGGAAAUAAAGAGGAAAAAAAGGAAACUUUUUUUUUUUGUUUGCUCUUGCAUUGCAAAAAUUAUAAAGUAAUUUAUUAUUUAUUGUCGGAAGACUUGCCACUUUUCAUGUCAUUUGACAUUAUGUUUUGUUUGCUGAAGUAAAAAAAAAAGAUAAAGGUUGUACCGUGGUCUUUGAAUUAUAUGUCUAAUUCUAUGUGUUUUGUCUUUUUUCUUAAA